UACAACAGUUCUGUUGUAUAAACUGAAAGGUGAUUAGUUUCCUAUAAUAGUAGCUCUGACUGUAGUUUUACUCAAAUGGUUUGUUAAUGUGCAUUCUAAUACGUUAUUGUUUCUAUAAUAACCUGUUCGCAGGGAUUUAUGUAUGGUGGACAGUCCACAUAAUCUAAGUGUAAGAUCUUUAGAAAAUGUUUUCUUUAAUGAACGACAUCAUGUAACUCUUGAUUUGGUCCAGUUUCUUCCUAAGGAACUCCCUGAUGUAUUGUAUGUAUGAUCAAUAAUGCAUUUUGACAUCUGAGGAAAAAUAAGUUGUGAUCUAAUGAAUGUUAUCUUCAGAUGAAAGAGAAAAAAAUAACUCCUGGCCUUUCUGGACUUUUGUAAAUGACUGUUUAUAACUGCUAUAAUGUCUGUAAUAACAGGAAGUAACUUCUCAUGGCCGUUCCAUAAUUGUAAACGUAACUGUAAGUGGCUAAAAUACGUGUCAUUAAUUGUUGCGGAUGUUAGAGGAAUAAAACACUAUAUAGGAAAAUGAUCACCUUCAGGGUGUGACCACAUCACACCACUCUUCAUUCUGAAUUGUGAAAUGUCCAGGGUAAGGUUUUCUUUCCUAAAAAAUAUUUUGUAUUCUUGAUCUUGAAUACAUGUGAGUGGUUGCAGCUGGGAUUUUUCCUCAGCCAAACAUGAUAUUGAAGGAGUGGGAGAGAAAUGUUCGUCAGAGAAAGACAUGGCACGUCAGUGAAGCAGAGGCAAUAGACUGGCGUGAUUGUGCAUGAGACGCUGAAUGACCGAGUGUGCGAGAGAGGGGUAUUAUCUCAGAUCUCACAUGUUGCUCUGGAUCAUUCCCUCCUUUGUGGCUGAAACAAUGACGGCUGAGGGUAGAAGGCUUAAAACGGUGAGGACGGGACUCAAACGCAACCACACAGCACUGGGACGCACAACACUCUUCCAAAAAAGUGUUUUGAUAUCAGUAAAGGAAAGAGGUGGACAUUACAGACACACCUUCUGGGAUGCCACGCGAGCCUUCAUGCUGCUGUCUGUGCUGAGCUGCUUCGCUGGUGUGGUGCUGGGCCUCAGUGCCUUCUCCAACAGAACCAAAAACACGAGGGUGAGAACUGCAGGAAUCACUCUACUGCUGUCUGGUUUCUUUGCUCUGUUAGCUUUGGCAAUCUACACUGGUGUGACUGUGAACUUCUUUGGCAAGCGCUACAUUGAGUGGAGGUUCUCAUGGUCCUACAUCCUUGGCUGGGUCGGCAUCAUUCUGACUAUAACAGCUGGCAUCCUCCAAAUUUGUGGCUACAAGAGGAGCACUGCUGAACCAGCGCCUCAAAAUCCUACAGACAGCUGGAUUUCUCCUGACCAGUAACCUUUAGGCUGAGUUUCAACUAUUGCAAGAUGACUCUUUAAAACAUUCACAUUCUUGCAAUAGCAACAUAUGAUCUGGUUGAAAUAAAGUAUUUUUUUUUUUGCACUAUUCGGAUGCUAAGUUAAUUCAGUUGUGUGUGUUGGUGGAUUGUUUGGUGGCAUAAUAUCCUCAUAGCGUGCUCUUAACACACUGUGUGUAGUCCAGCAGAGGGCAGCAGUGAGAAUCCCGGGUCACGUAAGAGAUUAUAAACGUACUACGUCCACAGCACAGAACUACACACAGGCACAUAAAAAUAUAUAAAAUAAUAGUGAUGGGGAAUUCGGAUCAUUUUACUGACCCGGAUCUUUGAAUCUCGUUCAGCAAAAUGAGCGAAUCUUUUUUCGAGUCAUUUCGUUAAUUUCAGCAGAAUAUAAUUAAAAUAUUACAU
Ictalurus furcatus (blue catfish) is the source of this 1787-nucleotide messenger RNA. RefSeq names its product lens intrinsic membrane protein 2.2 (gene lim2.2). The transcript is spliced from 4 exons. Gene Ontology annotation, molecular function: structural constituent of eye lens. Gene Ontology annotation, cellular component: plasma membrane. The record is from RefSeq and is a predicted model, not a curated record. The coding region runs from base 779 to 1360 and encodes 193 amino acids. Lineage: Eukaryota; Metazoa; Chordata; Actinopteri; Siluriformes; Ictaluridae.